Bombus terrestris (buff-tailed bumblebee) is the source of this 1816-nucleotide messenger RNA. Its product is annotated as odorant receptor Or2-like. Gene Ontology annotation, molecular function: odorant binding; olfactory receptor activity. Gene Ontology annotation, biological process: sensory perception of smell; detection of chemical stimulus involved in sensory perception of smell. The coding region runs from base 191 to 1375 and encodes 394 amino acids. The record is from RefSeq and is a predicted model, not a curated record. The transcript has 4 exons. Gene Ontology annotation, cellular component: plasma membrane. Lineage: Eukaryota; Metazoa; Arthropoda; Insecta; Hymenoptera; Apidae.
UAUCGACGAUGUAAACCCCCACUGGAAUUUUCUUGAAAAUGUGCUUACAGUACGGUAGAUAAUUGAGCGAUUAUGGUAAAAUAAAAGAAAUGCUGGGAAAUCGAAGUACAAUUCGUAAGCAUAGAGAAGAAAGGAAAGAGUACGUAUUCACGAUUGCGCGGAAUUAUUUGUCGAUCUUCAUCUUGUGAGGAUGAAGACGACGUCGAAUAAAGAUUUCGCUUACGCGAUGAUUCCGUUCAAGAUCCUAUCGUGGCCUGUUGGUACCUGGCCUCUUCAACACUAUGAUAUCUUUUCCGCUAUACGUGCCAUAAUCACUAGUUUUCUUUUGCUACUAAUGAUAACGAUCGUGCAAUCGGAGAUGUAUUUAGACAGCAGCGACGCUGAGAAGAAUCUGGACGCAGUAGUAAUACUAACUUGCGGCUAUUUGGCAGUGUCAAAGGUCCUGCAGUUUCGUAUUCACCCUGCUGGCCUUAUCUCAAAUUUUACCUCGGCGGUUAAGGAUUAUAACGAAUUGAAUGACCAAGAGAAACGAGUGAUAGUACGAAAACACGCUUACAUGGGCAGAGUGGCAGGUAUCAGUGGGGUACUUUUUGCAUAUUUCAGCGCAACUCUCUUCACGACUCUGCCAAUGCUGGCUGCAGAGGAAAUGGAAGAUAUGGCUAACGUAACGGAAGAAAGUAUUCCCGAAUACCCUAUACCUUCCGAAAAAGUAGUGGCACUUGUAAAAAUACCGGAACAUUUAUACUUCAUUGUUUUUAUCGUAGAGUACUUGAUGUUGCUCUUAACGAGCAAUGGAAAUCUAGGAAACGAUUCCUUGUUUUUCGGUAUCACUUUUCACCUGUGUGGUCAAGUUGAAAUUCUGAAACUUGAUUUCAAAAGACUACGAAACGAAAACGAAAGAACAAAGGAACGUUUCAGCGUAUUAACCAAGAGGCAUGUUUACUUGUUGAACCUGGCCAAAAUGCUGGACGAUACGAUCAGCUCUAUCUUGGCUGUGCAACUAUUCACGAGUUGUGUGCUUAUUUGUACAAGCGGACUGCAGUUCAUUAUCGCUCUGAGCGUUGGAAACAUCGUCAUGACGAUAAAAACGUUUUUAGUGCUGAGCACUCUAUUAGUGCAAUUAUUUGCAUACAGCUACGUGGGCGAUUAUUUAAAACGUCAAAUGGAAGGCAUCGGUGACUCGAUAUAUUCCUGUAGUUGGUACGAUAUACCGAAUAGUGUGGCAAAAGAUAUUAUUUAUGUUAUUAUGAGAACUCAAGAUCCAGUUUACCUGAAGGCUGGAAGAUUCUUUAUUGUUAAUAUGGAAACGUACAUGAGUAUUAUGAAAACUUCUAUGUCGUAUCUCUCAGUUCUACGGGUAAUGAUAAGUACUUAAGGCCCUGUAUAAUAUAGAAAUGGAGGGGGGUAUAUUUAUCUAGUAAAGCUCAACAAGAUAUGUAACAUUAUACUUUAAUGACUAAAUAUUUACUACAAAUACUCAGAAUCAAAUUGGUCGAAUAUGCGUAAUCGAUGAUCUCAGUAUUCUGUUGUAAUCCAUAAUUCAUGCAAUGACCGAAAACAUUUGAAAUAUAUGUAUAUGUACAUCAUUAUUACAUUGGCACUUGUAGCUUCAAAACUCAAUCGCUUUGAAGGGCUUCGUAACCGAUAAGUUUAAGUCAGCCUUUCGUUUCUACUUACGUGUUAUUAAACCUUUCAGUCGACGGAAGACUUUAAUUCAGGAAUUAAAAAAUUUCAAAUCUCAAUAACGUAUUGAUAUAGAUCGAUAAAAUUAAUAUGAAAAAUUGAAAAUUUGUUGCUUGUUCUAUUAAAGGGCAAA